Molecule: messenger RNA, 936 nt
Organism: Thyridium curvatum
Lineage: Eukaryota; Fungi; Ascomycota; Sordariomycetes; Thyridiales; Thyridiaceae
Exons: 1
Coding region: 1-936 (311 amino acids)
Source: RefSeq, a predicted model, not a curated record
AUGGACGCGACGUAUGCGGUAAAUGAGUCCAUACGGGAGACCACAGAUGGGUCCUGGAUACUCGCGGAGAAGCUACUUCUCUCUCGUCAAUCCUCCCCGUCGUCCACUCAACCCUCGUGGAGCGAUGGCGAGAACUCGUUCUUUGUGCUAUCGGAGGCCACCGGUCCGAUGCCUGAAUCGCGUCCCUUGUCCAAUACGAGUAUCAUCCAAAAAGUCUACGAUGCUGGAGCGGCCUCUGCGGUCUGGCGUGUUGGCGAAGCCUUCAUCAAAGUGAAGAAGUUGCUUGUGCCGACGGCUACCCGGGAACAUGUUACAUUGGAAUACCUACACCACCACAAGGCCAGCCUGACUUUUGACAUCCCGCAUGUCCAUUACCACGCUGAGUUUGACGGACGAUACUAUCUCGUUACCAGCAGACUACCCGGACAGACGCUCGGCGAAGCAUGGCCUGGCAUGGAUGAGCGGACAAAGCAACAUUAUGUCGACCGCAUCGCUACCAUAUGCGAGCAACUGGCCGUAUUGAAGGGCGAUAGUAUCACUGGCGUCGAUGGUCAUCAUAUCUCAGACCUCUUUUUGUCCAGAUCUGGAGAGAAUGACUGCGAUCCUCAGCACCUCGUCAACAAUUGCAAGGAUGUGGGCAUGGAUUGCUCCUCUUUUGUCUUCUGUCACUGCGAUCUAGGGCCUGGAAACAUCGUUCUCAACCUUGCAGAAGAUUCGAUUGCGAUACUAGAUUGGGAGAGUGCUGGCUUUGUUCCUAGGGAGUGGGUCCGCACAAAGUUCUCUUUCUGUUCGGGGCUGGAUCUUCCUGUCGAGGAUGAAGACGAACGGGUUGACUAUAGGCGCCGCAUGCUUGGGGGGCUAAAGGCUAUGGGCUCUUUCGAAGUUGCGGAGAAGUGGUGGGCAUGGUACAACGCUGAUCGCGUGGUGGACAGCUAA